UACGGCGGAAGUGGUUUGUGCUGGGAGUUGGUGGCGCGGUGCAGGGCUCUUAGGAACGAACGGCUUGGGCGCGGGUAAUCAGCUCCCUUUCCCCUUUUCUCUACCUCUUCUAGGUUCUUGGGAGUACGGCGGAGCUUCCGGACCUGAUGCGGGCGCCCGGUCGUGGACUGUCCCACCCUGUUCCUCUACUGCUCGGGGUGCUCCGCGCCCAGACUGGUAUCCAGGGACUGUGACUUGCAGGGUCCACCAUGGAACCAGAGCAGAUGCUGGAGGGACAGACGCAGGUUGCAGAAAAUCCCCACUCUGAGUACGGUCUCACAGACAACGUCGAGAGGAUAGUAGAAAAUGAGAAAAUUAAUGCAGAAAAGUCAUCAAAACAGAAAGUGGAUCUCCAGUCUUUGCCAACUCGUGCCUAUCUGGAUCAGACAGUUGUGCCUAUCUUAUUACAAGGACUUGCUGUGCUUGCAAAGGAAAGACCACCAAAUCCCAUUGAAUUUCUAGCAUCCUAUCUUUUAAAAAACAAGGCACAGUUUGAAGAUCGAAACUGACUUAUUGGGAAGAACAGAAAAAUUUGGUUUCCACUGUAGAUUUACAUGAUUAAGAGGCAACUUUAAUUGCCAUGAUUCCCCCCCCCCCCCCCCAUUUUGGAAGUAUAAGAAUCAUCAGGACAGCAGAACUUAUUUUGGAGUUGCAGAAGAAGACAUAUCUCCCUUAUUGAUUUAAUCACAUACUUAUUUAAUGAGUGUAUUCUGUGCAGUUUUUUCUCAGAUUGUCUUUAACUUUGUUUUUAAAAUGACCUUCAAAAUAAACUGUUAAAACAUCA
This is a messenger RNA of Orcinus orca (killer whale), 823 nucleotides long. It is a transcript of the gene DPY30, whose product is annotated as dpy-30 histone methyltransferase complex regulatory subunit. The record is from RefSeq and is a predicted model, not a curated record. Lineage: Eukaryota; Metazoa; Chordata; Mammalia; Artiodactyla; Delphinidae. Gene Ontology annotation, cellular component: Set1C/COMPASS complex. The coding region runs from base 249 to 548 and encodes 99 amino acids. The transcript is spliced from 5 exons.